Messenger RNA from Alternaria arborescens, 9222 nucleotides. RefSeq lists its product as hypothetical. The record is from RefSeq and is a predicted model, not a curated record. Gene Ontology annotation, molecular function: glycosyltransferase activity. The transcript is spliced from 6 exons. NCBI's taxonomy places the organism in Eukaryota, Fungi, Ascomycota, Dothideomycetes, Pleosporales, Pleosporaceae. The coding region runs from base 1 to 9222 and encodes 3073 amino acids.
AUGCCUGCGCCAGAUAUUCUCGGCAUUCAAGCCUUUGACACUGGUUCAAUCUUUCAGGAGUGGUGGCAAUGGGCGCUUGUUGCUAUCAUCAGUGCCAGUGGGCUUGUGGGAGUUGUUGCGUUCCUUUGGUAUUCUUAUCGUUCCGUUCGGACGUUGUUGAAGGGGAAUAGCAACGAGCUUGGUCUACCGCGAUCGGUACAAGAACGAAUCCAUCUGCUAUCGCACAGUCCGAGUGUCGUCCGCAAAACCCAUACUCUUCCCAGAAAACCUUCGUCCUUUGGCGUAUACCUGGGCCUUCUGAACACCCCAAUCACACAAGAGGAAACGCGGAUACUGUCUCAAUGGGACGUCGUAGUGCUGGAUUAUUGCGAACCCGGGGUCUUGGAUGCUGUUGGUGAUGAUAUUGUUCCUAUGGGACCUUACAUCAUCGCGCGGCUUGACCUGGCACAGAUCAUCACGUUUGCGACGACUAGUGAGCUGGACAUGGCGCGAGCAGUAUACGUCCUUUCGUGGAAUAUCCAGCGGACUCUACGACAGCCGGACCAACAGAGAUACUUCACUGGUGUCCUUGUUUCUGGAUGGCGAGAGCGCAUUGCGGUGCCUUUACUCAACGGUUUGACCAAGCUCCUCAUUGCUUAUGGUCUAGACGUCUACUUGGAAGUGGAAGCUCCAGAAUUCCUGGAUAGCAUCGAGAAGCUGGAUGUCGGAUUAUUCGCUGGCUUCGUUGUUCGUAACGGGACGAUUAUGUUGAAUGGAGAGCGUCGAGAUUUCUUCGACAUGGACAAGAUGAAGACAACAACAAAAUCCUUUGUAUCCCAGGCCUGCCAACGGCCGUUCCUGACAAUGAUGUGGGAUACAAUCGAAGACGAUGCCAGUCUCUCACACGCCGUUGUUAGAAGAGCGCAUAUGUGGUGCAACUACCAUGGUGCCAUCCCUUAUUUCCCACGUCGACGAGCUCUAACCGCUAUGGACGCCAUCGUUCAUUGUCAAGAGCCUUUGGCAGCUUUCCAGUGGCUGAAACAACGGAAAGUGAUGGACGUUCACGAAAAAUAUCGGACCGCACGAGCACUGUCUCCUGGUUUUUCGAGCAUCAUCGACGAUUAUCUCCCAUUGCAGAAGAUCUUUCCCUUCCUCGCCGAUACGCUCGCCGGGCUCGACGGAGCAGAGUCGGACGAUGAUGACAUCUCCAGCAUAUCCACAGACAUCAUACACUACCCUGAGAUUGACGAGAACGGAGUAUUGCUCUCGCAAACAUCAACGUCGCCAACGUCGUCAGGAAUGGAAUGGACAAUCGCGAGGGAGAAGCAUGUCAGUAACCCACUAUCUUGCUCCUACAACGGAUCACCAUACGAGUCAUUGGGAUGCUUUCCAAUUGGAUUAGAUGCAUCACGAGAUGACUUCUCUCGGGUUCUCGACUCACAGCGACGUCUGCGGGAUCUGAAACUGCUCAAUCGACUCUCUGCUGCACAACUGCAUCCUAUCGCAGAAAUCCUUCAUGGCUAUUGUCACAGCAGUAGCCACUUUUUGGAAUUCCUGCCAACGUCAAGGAAUACCAUCUCACAACUCGUAGAGGCACUGGCUCGCACCAAUGACGAUAUAGAGGACAUCUAUCAGCUACAGGUAUAUUCUGCGCUUGAUUCUGGGUUCCAUACACCGAGUGGUGCUCAGUUCUGGGCAGUCUGGGAAGUGGAGCCGAGGACUCAAUCCGUCAUCAUAUAUGUGUCCAAGUCCGUCCAAGAUAUUGGCGCGGUUUUGCUCCAUACACACCUAAGCAAACUGGGUUUUUCCAGAUACCAGUGCUUCCUUGCAGAAUAUGGCCUGACGGAGUUCACUGCCGGGUCUUUUUCACCAGAACGACUACCCGAAAGGCUACAGCAAGACCUGGAUCUGCUCUCUUCUUCGGAUCUGCUUCUAUACUUGCAGCACUUGCAUUACUCAGAAUGGGAUCAGGAUUGCUCUUUGCUUUCAGCCAUCCGCGAACGUUGUGAAGAGUUGCUGAUCGAUGUACCUACGUACCACCAAUUGAAGAAGCUCAGCAACAUGGACUACAUCAGCGGCGACAUCACGGACGAACAAGUAGUCAACGCAAAACUCAAAUGGUACCGGCUGUCUCGGCUUCCCACCCUUGAUAGACGCGACGCCCUGUAUCUUUUCAGGGAAGUCGCGGACGUGCUUGACAGCAUACUGUGGUCGCGAGACUAUGAGAAGCUAGACAUCAUUACUUCUGCCAUAGUCAACAUUACCAGCAGGGGAGAUCUUGAUUCAGCUGCUGACUUCGUACUUUUCUGCAUCUUUUGCGCCGCAAGGAAGGCUGGAUUCGAAGAAUUAUACAUUGAGGUAUCGGACCGAAACCCACUCUUUAACCAGUACUCAGAUCAGAGUGCAGCAUUUGCAGAGCUGUUUGCGUUGGGGUCAAGAUGCGAGGCGUACUUUGACAUCAAGCCCAGCGACAUCGGUAUAAUGCUGUCACAGAAGCACAGGAAUUACUACAACCAGGAAGAACAUCAGCCCCCUAUGUGGCUUUUCAAUGCGCCGUCGUUUGCUUCUGCCUACGCCGCAGCUCAAACUGACAUCGACCCAGAACAGAAGCCUUCCGUAAUGCCGGCUUACCGUCGCUUCACUUUCCUUAGUGUCUUCGCAAUCCCGGCACUCGUUGACAUCGUUCUAUUAUCAACUACUGGUCAUGGGCUGUAUCUCAGUAUACGCAUGGAAGAGGAGCAGCGAUAUUAUGCUACGCUGGCGCUCAUGUGUUCAUUGCUUCUCUCUGGCGCCAUUGGAACCUGGAUCUCAAUUGGAGGCACCUACUACCUCAUCUCCAUGGCAUUCUCAGCCGCCAACAUGUUCGUGCUGACUCGUUUAGUCGGUGGUCUCGCAUUCACUCUUGCUGGUUGUCUUCUCGGCUUCAUUGUCAUCUCAGCUGCCGUAGGCCCAGGGCUUGGAGCGGUGUUUGUCUUUUACCUUUUUGGACUUACGACGUAUUUAACGGUACUUGCUGUUCUCUCCACUUAUCAGGUUCCAGGGUCCAGCUUCUUAAAUGGUCGCAAAGUCAUCAUCAUGGUAGUCCCGACCCUGACAGUCUCUCCGUUGUUGACUAUCUUUAUUCCUCACUACGACAUCUACAUUUAUCCUGGGGUCUUGUACAUAUUUGUCAGUUUACUGGUUCUUGGUACCCGUCACGUAGCGACUCAAUGGGUGACUUGGUAUCACAACAUCAAGACACUCAACGACGCUGACAUCAAGGCUUGGUACAUUGAGCGGUUGGUCAAGGAGCAGCGUUCCACAAGUGGUAUACAUUCUGGUGGUAUGUACACAGGCGAUGCCUCAAUCCCAGAAGCUAAUCCGGUGGCAGUAGAUCGAUCCAAUAAAGGACCUAGUACUGCGUCAAAUGUCCCCGACUCUGACAAACCAUCCUCGGAGAUAACUGCCAGCAAUAAAGACAUGUUCCAUGGUAUGAGUGAGCCAGCAAUCUUAGGACUUUGCCGUACAGCCUUGCACGACGCCGUCAUGAAGGAGAAGGGACGAACCAUCUGGCAAAAGCCUACGCAGGAUGUCUUUGUCAGACAACUUGCAAACUGUUGGGAUUCAACGCUUUUCUUACUGGACUGGUACGCGCGUAUCACCGACACCAAGCGACCAAUCCCGUAUAGUUCGACUUGGAAUCUCGAAACGCAGGUCGCUCUCGAAAGCAUGCAGCAGUCGCAAAAAGGUAUCCGACUUCAUAAUUCCUUUAUACAUUGGCGGACUGCUGGAGAUGAGAUCUACUGUGGUGUUCUCUACUUCCUCGUGGCACUGAUGGAUCGCUGGCUCGACAUUAUACGCGGCACCCAACAACCUGGCGGCUCAUUCGCGGGAUUACUAGGGUCCCUAGACGACAAGACACUUCGUUUAUCAGUCGGUUUUAGCCUGGCGUAUUACCUCAUUGGCGCAGUGCUACUGGAUUACAAAGCCCAACACCUCCACACAAUGUCAGAGCAAAUGUGUCCAGUCUCGAUCAAGGACGCGCACGAGAUCAAACAGGCGAAAGCCAACGAUACGAAAUUCAGGCGACAUCUAUAUCUCAACACUUUAUGCCGGUUCAUUGGGGUUCAUGUUUGGGCACUGGCGCUAUGCGCUGCUCUAGUCUGGAUCUUCAACGGCUCAGCAGAUGGCCUCAUAAUAUUUCUGAGCUACAUUGGCGCGUACAGUGGACUACUCCUCUACCAGUACAACAAGAUCUUUUCAGGUCCACACGCACUGAUGCCACUCCUAGCAGCUGUUGUUCUCGGUUUCGUGACCGGUAACAUUCUCAUCACACUGUUGCCGGGUUUUAUGUAUAACAGGGUUAUUGCUCUUGGUGUAUCUACCUGGAUGGCAGCCUUUCUCUCUUUUGGAACUGCCAAGCUAGGCAUGCCUGAGCUGCUCCACGCGCCCAUUUGGAUAUCUAGGUUCCUACUGAAGCAUGAGCAGAGCAAGCAGUCGCUGGGCUCGACCGAAAUGUCUAGCUCGAGCUGUGUCGUAUCUCAAGGCGAAGAUCAAUCUACCAUUGAUGAUAAGUACUAUGCCUACAACGGCACUGGCAGCGAUGCUGAAUUCAGUCAAAGCGAGCUUCACGCCUAUUGCAGCAAGCUGCGAGCCGCCCCAAAGGAAAACAGGUUCCGCGUAAAUGCCACAGGCCAACCUGGCGACCAGAUCUGCGCUACACUACUAUCGUGUACCCAUGAAAACCUCUCCAGGCUUGCCAUGCAAGCAUUUCCGACAAUGCCCUUUCUGGUACAGCGUAUCAUCUUGGCUUGGAAGAGCGACAAGAUCAAAAUCUUCAUUGUUCCGAUGCAGGCUGUGGCUGAAGUGGAUACCGACCUUCGGGCAAUUUCGCAAUAUGCAGGCGGACGUCUGACGCUCUAUAUAGCUUCGGACGCAAAAGGCUCCAGGCAGACAAAUGUGAGCAGUAACUGUGCAAUCAUCGCCGAGACACUGCUACACGCUUGUAUGGAGACCAUGUUCGGUAUGCCGCACUCUCAAGCCCAGCUCACAGAAUCUAUGCUUGCUUGCCGAGAGAGCGAUUGCGGCUUUCACGCCAUAUCAGAAUGUAGCAAGCGGUCAAUGCCGGAGCUGAGUGUAGGGCCUAAGGCUUUAGACUUUGAAAUCGCAUUCAAGAAAGACCUGUUGCGAAAUCUAUGCAUGGGGUUCGAUUGCGAUACCCAAUGGGACGAGCUUCCAUUACAGAUUCGUCGACUCUUCCUCCGACGAUGCGUCGGUACCCGAGCACCCUAUACAAACACGGAGAUGGCAUGGAUCAAUGCCAAUGUUCCAGCGGAAAGCUCAUGUACAAUCCUGUCGUGCAUCGCACGAUAUGAUCUUGGCGCGUACCUAGCAAUUAUCAAGCACAACUUCUUCAAAAACCGAGGCGAUCAGGCUCUCACCAAGAAAGAGUAUCGUCAAAUGACCGCAGACAUUCAGGAAGCGUAUCAUCCGGUCCUCAAUCGCUCAGCAGUCUCGAUUCUUGGCAUAUUCACCGAGUAUGUGCGUUUGCCCAUUGCUUACGUCUACCAUUCUGCCGGAACGUGGGUCAAAUUCUUCUUCCUCGCGUGCAUGGCCGAUCCUGAAUAUCAGCGUGAACUGAACGGGGCCUUGUUACGUACACCGCGUCCGAUAGCCAAACUCGCUACUUUCGUUCUGACGGGAUUAUGGAUCUACAGUCGGGCUGCGAUGUCAAUCGCUUUACCUUACUUUUUGUACCAUCGGCGCAAGGAUAUUGCAGGUCUUGCCGGCACUGUAAAAGGGAGUUUGAUCAUCCAAAAGAAAAACCGAUUGGUCGUCCGAAGCUACGGAGAUACAGAGACAGCCUUCAUUCACCCUGUCGCAGACGGUGGAGUCAAAUUGAUGUUCUAUCAGGGUGAUCUGGAGCUGGAACCAACAUGGGGUCAUCUCCGAGUUACAUACUACGACGAAGAGAUGCGCAUCACAUUACGCGAGGAGUACAAGAAUGGUACGGUGGCUGACGAGUUCGUGUACGAGUAUGCAUCGAAGCAGCCGCAGCGUAAGAGGAAGAUCUCGAAGGUCAAGACAAGCAGGGUACCGUUGAGCAGAAUCUGCCGCAGUGGCCAGAACGAAGGCGCCAAGGUCACAUACAACCGCAAGGGCCACAUCGAGUCCGGAAGCUAUAUCAGCCAUGAAAACCUGGUCCGCUUCAAAUACCAUUAUCGAAAGAACGCCAAGUAUGAUGACGAACUUCUUCGCGCCGAGUUCGUGCUUCCACACAUGUCAGCUAACGUCAGCUGGUGUGCACCUCCUGUUCGCCAUGUCGAGAAGAUGGAGCGCUGGAUACCCACUCCUCGCGUCCAUGAAGCAACUUUUGUUCAGGGAGCCGACGUGUACGAAUGUUCAUGGCUUUAUGAUCACAAGUUCCAUCCCACCAUCACCACUAAGCUUAAUGGUGUGCCAGUCGAUACCCCAGAUAUGAUACGUUACGAUUGGCUCGGCGUACUGAAGAAGCCAACCCGGUGUACAUUUGCCGAUGAAAACCCUUUGCUUGCAUUCAAGUCUCCAACUGCAACCUUUUUAAGCCGACUGCUUCGAACAAACAUCAAACAACAAGAGAUCUCCACAUCUAGAGCUCGAUCACAACUCUGGAAAGCUUGGAAAAAGCGGAAUGAUCUGGACGGUGUUGUCAUUCGUUGGGUUGACGAGGAGCUGAUUCGAAGAGAGGCUCUCCUGCGGCCAUACUGGAGACGAAGAGAUCGCGGUAGUCUCGUAAAGGCUGAAGACUAUCUGGCCUUGCAUGCAGACGCCAUCAUGGCCAGUUCAGAUCUGACAAGCGACAUUAGCGCAUGGACGCUUCUUGCCAUACGAAUGAGCGACUUGUUCAGUUUUGGUCAGGGUGGAGAUGCCGUCAUUUUCACUAGAACUAAAGCAUUACAGCGUGAUACUGACCGAAACCUGCAUGUCAUCGCUGUCGAUACUGGUACAUGGCCAAAUGAAGGUGGCGGUGUCUCGGCAUGUCGGCGAGAUCUCAUCAACAACUUGCGCACGAUCAAAUGGCACAUGGUGGUUGAAUCAGCCAAUGACUUUGGUUUGCCAAAGCACCAGACCGAAGAGAACGUCGAGUCGCUAAAGGUCAUCCCGUUAUGGGGACUGGAUUUUAUGCAUCCAAACCACGGAAUGUUUACCAACAAGCUAGAUAGUGAGGUCGAUCAUUUGGUCAAAGCAGCUACGAUAUCGGAUAUCGAAACGAACUUCAUUCCUACCUUGACCGCCCUCGUCCGCGGCGCACGUGCUACAACAAUGACAUCAGCAGAUGUCAAGCAAGCCACGCGUGCUUUGGUCAACUUGAAUACUUACUUCCAAGACUCGCGUCACUGGAAAGAAGUGUGGACGAGCGACAUAGUCAAAGAUGCUUGGCGAAACCUGUGGCUUGCUGAUGAUAUGCCAAACGCACAGUCGCCUUCAGAAUGGUUCCGUACAGAACUUCCAACGCUUGGACAUUUCGAUACGGCGUUAGAGCUGUGGUUUCGAUAUCUAUUCAUAUUCUCCAUCCCCAUCCCCGAGAAGAUUCCGCAUGUGUUCCAAGCCUCGCAUCAUAGCGUCUCAGCCUCAUAUGGAAUCGUCUGCAAACUCAAGCGAAACUGCACACUCCAGAUCUGGGAUCAUGCAAUCUCUUGGCGCGAGACCAACCUGUAUCUCUCGUCCGCGAUGUGCACUUUGCCGCCGUUCAUCCGAAACUCGCUGUUGGGUCUGAUGAAGCUGACGUCUUGCCUUAUCCUACAUCAUGCUGACCAGAUCCUUCCCUGCGCAGACUUCUUCAAUCCCGGCUGGGAAGUGGAGAUCGGCAGCGCAAAGGGUCAACUUACACAUCGCAACGUAUUCCGCCGAAAGGUCGAUCCCAUCGUCAAUGGUAUCACCGACAUGACGAAGUUCUCCCCGGUAACUGAGAUCAAAACGAAGACGCCGACCGUGACUAUGCUCUCUCACGUUUGGUUUGCCAAAGAUAUCAAGACCGCUCUACUUGCGGCGGACAUCAUCACCAAUGAGUGGGGUUUCAAGGACUACAAACUCGAUAUCUAUGGAACUCUCAACAAAUCGCCUGUCUACUCCUCUGAAUGCCAAGAAAUCUUGGCUUGCAAAGGUCUCGGACAGAACGUGGCACUGCGCGGUACGGCAGACCCGGCAAUGGUCCUCGCGAACACUUGGCUGUUCCUCAACUCCUCCGUCUCGGAAGGGUUGCCGCUUGCACUUGGAGAAGCGGCACUGACUGGAGCACCAGUUGUCUGCACUGAUGUUGGUGCAUCGCUACGCGUGCUCACUGAUCCUGAUGAUGGCAAACGAUAUAGUGAAGUUGUGGCACCCAACGAUGCAUACGGUAUGGCACGCGCACAGAUUAACUUGCUGGCCAUGCUGGACGAGUGGGCACAGUACGCUGGCGAUGGUCCUGGAACAGCGGCGCCAAUCUUGCCUCACAAACCAACGCCCGAGGACGUAGAAAUCAUCACGCGCCGUAUGUACGAGAAGUCUGAACAUCGACGGAAACUAGGAAUGAUGGCGCGCGAUAUCGUCCAGAAGUCUUUUGGUGGAGAGCGUUACCUGCGCGAGCACGAGCAAAUGCUCUGGAUUGGUAAGGCCUGCUACGAAAUGCUUGAUCUAGAGAAGCGGACACCACCACCAAGAAACCCGGCGCGCAUGUUAUCACUUCGUCGUAAUCUACCUCGGCAGCAACAGCAGCGCGACACUGCAUCAAGUCACAUGUUCGACCCGCAAAUGGAGAAGAUGAUGCACCCGCGCCCCUAUGCGCCGAGGCGGACAUCAGCAACAACGUCGUUCUCCUCGGUGUACAUUGACGAGCCAUCAGGCUCUUCGUCAACCUACUCCGACCCCAUCUGGGAACACGAAGAAUGGAAUGUGCGUCACGAGUCGCCUGAAUCUUCGGUCAAGUACGAAAACUCUGAUACCGACGACUGGCCAAUACCCGCAAUCACUCGUCCGACAAGAUCCUACUCGGGCACCAACAAUAUGAGGGCGGUGUCACCUUCUGCGAGAGGAAAGCGGCCCGCUCGAUACUCGUAUUACGGGCAUGAAAGCAAUCGAGUCUUCAAGCCUGCCUCGGCGAAUGCCAUGAUGGAUUCAAGAAAAGCAGUGCUUAUGCGUCAGAGUUUGGUCUCGCCAGAUAGUGCGAGGAGUAGUGUGAGGAUAAGGAGUCAUUUGAAUGAGGUGGAGCUUGCUGAAUAUGGAAACGUUGAUGGGCGGCUGUGA